UCACAUAAUCCGGUAGGUAAAUGCCAAAAAUUGACAAAAUUACAGAAAUGUAAAAUCGGAAAGAUAAAUUAAUCAAUCCAGACAAUAUUGUGUAUUGAUUAAGACACAAAAAUCUAACUUAAAGAUAGUUUUAAAACAGUGAGAUAGAUGAAUUAGGUCUAAACUUAUUAGUUCAAGUAAAAUCAGGCCUUUUUUCCGGUAUAUAUAUAGCAUUAGAUUCACUGGAGAAUCUAAUUUGAAAUGGAGUAUACUGUGCAGAAUUUGGAAUACGCCGUUUCUGUAUUCUAUAACGGAGAACAAACCGAAAGGGCCAACGCACAUGCGUGGCUCACAACGGCUCAGAGAGUUCCCGAAGCCUGGAAUUUUGUAUGGGAUCUUCUUCAGCCAACUAAAGGAACAGAGGUCCAAUUUUACGCAUCAACAACACUUCAUACAAAAAUCCUAAGAUGUUGGAAUGAGGUCCCACCUGAGAGCUAUGAAGAACUGGGAAAUAAAUUACUACAGGCUGUGUUUACAUAUUCAAAUGGACCAAAAAUUGUUACUAAUAGAUUAUGUAUAAGUCUGGCAGCAUUUAUUCUGCAACAGGGAACAGUGGACUUAGCAACUAUUUUGAGACCAUUAUCUAAUGUUGAGAAUACAAGUCUGCUUCUUGAAGUUCUUACUGUAAUACCCGAAGAAUUUAAUAGUAUGACUAUGGCGUUAGAAUUGCGUACGAAGAAUCGUAUCGCUCUACAACAAGCUUGUCCUGCUGUUUUGGACGAUAUGCUAAGAUAUCUGCAAACUGUUUAUAAUGAUUUUCAAGAGCAACCCUCAGCUGAUUUAAUACAAACGUGGACAACGGCAGCUAGUUGCGCCUGUAGCUGGCUCACGCUGGACGGCGAGGAUGCGGCUGAUAACGUCGUGCUCGCUGACCGCAUGCCUCUGUGUCGGGCACUGCUCACAGUCGUACACGUUUUGUACACGUGGAACGACGCUGUGAGCGACAGUUCGCUGGAGGCUUGCGAGGCCAGCCUGGCGGCGCUGCGGGAGGCGGGCGGCGCGCGGCACCGCCACACCGCGCUGCAACUCCUCGCCGACCUCGCCGCACUCACCGCGCCCAUCAUGCGCAAGGACGACGUGCCCAACUCCAUCAACGAGGAACUGUUAUUAGCGUUGAUAACGUGCUGCGUCGCGUUAGGCGAGACCCACGCCAAGGCUCUGGUGGAGGUGACGGAAACCAACGAUGCUUCGGAGAACGCGUGCGGCGCGCGACAACUCCUGGAUAUCCUGCUGGCGGCGCAGGCGGCACCUGGACACUAUCCCGUACACGAGACCAGGUCUAACCUUGUAUUUGGAUUCUGGUAUACGUUACAGGACGAAGUACUCCACAUUAUAGAUGACACGAAGGUGAUUCAUCCGGUCUGGAAGGAAGUUUUCUCGCGUCUCCUGCUGGCCCUGGUCACCAAGUCCGAAGCUGCUCCGGAAAAUAAUUUAUCUAAAGACGACCUUGAACUGCUCAGGUGUUAUCGGCAGGAUAUCGCUGAUACUGUGAUGUACUGUUUCGCUAUACUCGGCGACUGGUGCUGGAGCACUGUGGAGAGCGCGUUCAACUCGGCCGAGACGGAUUCACGUCGCGAAGCCGCCCUGCACAUAUUCCUGUCGUUGGCGGACGCCGCGCCCUACGAACGGGCCCCCGACGCCCUGUUCAACAUGCUGGAACAUGCCGUCAACAUCGCCAACACUUCGACCGACAAUAGGAUGUUAAACACCGCUUUGGACUGUCUCGGCGGGUACGCGUCGUGGCUGAGUUCGGUGUCGGGACAGGAGCGCUGUGCAGCCCUGGGGCUCUCCAGCGUGAUGGCCGCCGGCGCCGCCCUCCAGCGGUGCGUGGCCCCCGCCGCCCUCGCCCUGCGCAAGCUGUGCGCCGACUGCAGCGCGCCCGCGGCCGACCUCGCGCCCGACAUAGUGCACGCCGCGCGGAGCACAGGUGGCCGUAGCGACGGCUGGGUGCGGCGCCAGCUGUGCGGCGCUGCGGGCGCGGCGCUAGCGGCAGCGCCGCCUCUACUGGCUGCACCGCUGUUGGAAGAUCUCGCACGCACGCUCCGGGAUGACAUCGCUAUGCAAAGACGCGACGUGAACCUGACGUGCUGCGCGGCGGAGUGCGCGGCCGUGGUGAUGGCGGCGCUGGCCCCCAGCCCCGCGCUUGCCGCCCAACUGUUCCGCAUCAUCGCCCCCACCCUGCCGCCGCUCGCUCAACACGAAGCUCUCGUCGAAUAUUUAUUCACGAUACUAAAGCAGACGGUGUCAGCUCUAAUGGAAGAGUGCGUGCCGCUGGUCGCCGAAAUAGCGGAGCUGCUGAUGACUGGCUUCACUAACUUCAGUUGCGCUCCGGGACUGGACAUAGUGAAACUGAUGGUGUUGGUCGUGGGCGAGUGGUCGGGCUCGGCGGCGCUGGUGAGCAGCGUGGUGGCGACCAGCGUGCAAGAGCUGGCGCCGCAGCCCGCCGCCAGGCCAGACCUCUCCGACGGACUCUUCGCUAUGUUGAUGGCCCUCACUAAGAAGAAACCAGAAGUCCUCAACUGGAUCGAACAUUUGCUCCCUGAACUGGUCGACCUAGGCGGGAAUUCAAUCCGCGUGUGGGCGCCGGGCGCGGUGCGGUCGGUGUGCGGCUGGCUGUCGGCGCUCUGUGUCGCGCGCCCGCGGGCUGCGCAUGCGCGCGGAGCCGCCCUCACGCACGCCCUGCUGAUCUGUAUCGGCGGCGUGAUGCCUCGCAACCAAGUGAUGCCCGUCUCAGACCUGCUGCUGUCAAUGAACCGUGCGGAUUGGGGGGAGGAGGAAGAAAAGCUGGAGACGUGGCUGCGAACCUCACUGGCGCCCUCGGAUUUCCCCACGCCACACGCCACACACGCACACAAACAGAAAUUCAUAGCCGGCGUGCUCAGGGAACGAACCAGUAAGCGCAGGAUACUCGAAGUGGUGCAGGAGUUCUCGCUGGCGUGUCGAGGACUCAUCGGCACCGAGUACUCGCGGCAGGCGAUCGCCUCCAGAAGUCUAGUCUCUUAAUAACUAUUCAAAUUUAGAAAUUAAAAGAAAUUUCAAGGCUAUAAUCUGUGUACCGAAUGAACUAAUGAACGACUGAAAAUUGAAGACUGUACAAUGAAAUACAGUUUUAGAAUUGCGGUAUACAAUCUAACGAGUAAGUCUAGUGUAAUAUUAUUAUAUAAAACGAAAAAAAAUCUACUAGUAUUUUGCAUAAUCUAUACCAGCGGUAGGGGAAAUUUUUAAAUUAUUACCCCAAAAUAUUUUUGUGUAAGUUGAUCCAAAUCCCAUGGCGAAGAACAAAAAAAAAUGAAAUCGUUUCUUUUUAGCAUCUUUUCAUAUUAUGGCCCCCAUGAUAAUUUUGAAAAGAAAACAAUAACUAAAAAUUUAACGAUUCUAAAGAGGUUUCUCUUCAAUAUAUACUUUUUACUCCCAAAAGUUUAAUUUUUACCCCCCAAAAUUUCAUGUUACCCCAUUUGGGGUAAUUUACUUCGGUUCCCCGACCGUUGAUCUAUACCAAGGUAUACAAUAUAAUCUAUGAGGUAGUUCUUAAAGUAACUACAAAUUGAUGUUAUUUAUAACUGUACAUGAUGUUCUGUACACGGCGUGAAUUUUCUAAGGGUGCAAAUUCAAUCUUGAACUGCACGGAAUAUUGACAAAUGCUGAAAGCUGUCUUCUAAUCUAAGACAUAAGGUUGAAUGUUCUUUACUUCAACUUUUUUAAUUUAAUAUUUUAUAUGUAGGUAAUUAGGUAUAUUUUAUACAGAAGGGCGGUCACGACCCUCAUUAUACGUAUAUUACAGAUAUCGUGAUCAUAAAAUAAAUGAAAGUUACCCUAUAAGAAUUGUUUGCAAUGCUUGCAUUUUAAGAUCGAUUUUAAUAAGGAAACAACUGCAUAAUAAUAAGAUAUUUAUCCCUUAGAUUUUCUUAAUCUGGCAUCGGACCCACUGAUUAAAAUACUAAUUAAAACUACUUUUACACGGACUCGGAUGGCCGCGACUAUGCAAACUAUAGUGUUCAAAACGUCGGAUAUAAUAUAAUGACAAUAAAAAACUCGAAAUUAAAUCUUAAAAUUAGUUCCAAUUACGUUUAUAGCUUCCUACUUACUAGUCUGAGUUAAAUAAGACAUUAAUAUCACUGGACAUUUAAUAACAAUUGAAAUAAAUGCUUUAAGUAAUUUAAUUACAACAUUAUUGUUUUGAAGUAGUUUAACCACAACAAGAUUUGUUUCUUCAAGCGUUUUAAGAUUCGAUUGGUUGCUAUCACACCAAACUAUCCAUCUCUUUACUUUUGAGAUAUCUUUCUACUCUAGUUUCUUUCAUUUGAUCAUCACACCAAAUUUCUCAAGUAAAUUUUUGCUGCUUUUUUGCUCUCUGUACAAAUUUUUCAAGCAAUUUUUUACUGUUUUCUUUGCACUUUGUAGUUCAUUCCACUAAGACCUUCAUCGAAUUAAGAUACUUAAGAACUACUAUUGGUCCCCCAGUAAUCGAAAUUAGAUUAAUUAAUUAAAAUUAUAAGUUUGAAUAUUAUUAUGAUUCUAUUGUCAAAUCUACUAUAAUCUAGUAUAUCUAUAAUCACAGAUUUCGCCAAAAUAACACUAUAGACAAAUAAUAUUAAAGACUAAAAAUAUUAAUCUAUUCUCAAUUUGACCACAGAAUUUCAACAAUAACAAAAGUUUGACAAUAAAUAAAAGAGUAUAUAUGCGUGUGUGUGUAAAAUACAUGGUGGGGUGUGUAAUGUUUUUUUAUUUAUGUUAUUUAAUGUAUCUUUUAUGCAUAAUUAAAAAAAAGAUUAACAUUCUGCACUCAUUCUCUAUAAAUGUGGGAAAUUUCAUACUCCUCCGUCCGCGCAAUUUUCGUGAAAAGGGGUACAAAGUUUUGCUUCACGUACUAAUAUAUAGAUAACACCCUCGAAGGGACUAUGUUAUAGGCUAGGGCUGUCCUGACAACGGGCCGAGUCUCGUUUACAUGCGGCCCGCGACGCAUGCGUUAAUCAGAAUAUGGGUUUGUAUAUAAGUAUUUUGGAUAAUAGAAUUCUUUGUCAAAACACAUAAUCAAUAUUUGGUAUAAUUUAUCUUUAUUCUUGUAACAUUCCAUAGCCAUAACAUUAUUAAUUUAAAAGUCUACUAUAUUUUACUAUUAUUAGGGGAAUUCCCGAAAAGUAUUUUGUUUUUGAAAAUCAUUUUUUCUGCGGUCCUCCAGCUUUUGUGGUAAAUUUUAAUUAGCCCGCAAAUGUAUGUAGUUUGGACAGCCCUAUUAUAGCUCUUGAUUAUAAAUUUGGCAACUUGAUUAUAAAUUUGCCAACACUUCAUAUACUCUGGUGCUAUUAUAAUGUGCCCUUCGUACUGUUUAUGUGAGCUAAAGAAGAGAUCAACCCGCGUUCGAGCCUUUUUUUAUUUUAAUUUUAUUGCCCUUGUAGGCAGACGAGCACACGGCCCACCUGAUGGUGAGUGGUUACCGUCGCCCAUGGACUUCAGCAAUGCCAGGGGCAGAGCCAAGCCGUUGCCUACCGCUAAGAUGGGGCAGGCUGAGACGUGACAACUAGAUGCUGAACCAUGGUCGGCGGACUCUCUCGAUUGGCAGGUCUAGCUGCUGCUUUAAAUGAUAAUAAAAAAAGUGAUAUUAAACCGUUAAAGUAGUUUUAAUUGUCUACUGUCUCGAGCCAGUAUUCCACUGCUUCUUGUUGCGCGAGUCGACUUCGCUUCACACUCUGGCUUGUGAAUUUAACGACAGUCCCGUUGACUUUCGAGCUUCGAGUUGACGUACUGUCUGAAAUUCUUCAGACCGUUUACGACGUAGAAUAGUUUGACUAAAAUUUUGCUGUCUGCGUAAUAACUACCGUGUUUUAUUUAUGUACAUAUUUCAGGCCUGGUCACCCGCGCCCUCAUGAAAUAUAUCCUCUUUUCGCAUUAAAAGUGUAUCAUUUCCAAAAAUAUUCGAAAUUGAUUAAAUAUGCGGAAUCAUUUGGUAUCACCAGUAUAUUUCUCAUAAAUACUGUCAAAAGAGCCUAGUUUAAUUUUAGUUUUUUUUUUAUAUUACCUAUAUCUUGACUACUAUUAACGAAAUUAAUACACAAUUUUAUCUUACUUUAAAGACAGAUAAAGUAACUAGUAAAAAAUAAAAAUAAAAUGUUGCAAAGAUGAUUAAUAUUUAAAAUAUCACAUGUUAAACCUGUAGAACACUCCUGUAAAAUUAGUUACUUUUGAGAUUAUACAGUUUUAAUGCGAGAAGACGAUAUUAUAUUAUUCUGUAUCAUAACCACGUAUGUUCCCUUGAAAUUCCUUUUAAUCAACAAAUCUUCAGUCUUCCUGGAUCUUCGGUGUAACUAUUUAUAUAUCAUUAACAUACUCUCAAUGUUGUCGAUCAAUUGACAUUGUAUAAUAAAUACGAUAAUGAUCUCGUAGAUAUUUUGUAACUAUUUUUUUGUGAUAUUUCGCGCUAAUAUUUAAUGUAGGAUAAUAUGAAAGUGUUGUAUUAUUUUCUAAAAGAAUAUUAAGUUUAGAGUAGAUUACCUAUAUAAGUAAGUUAGAAUGCAGAUCUGACGGGCAUAGAAAACUAUUUAAUCAUAAAUUGGUGUUUAUUUUGAAAAAAUAUGAUCGAUUUUAUUAUUAUAUUACGUUAAUUUUAUUUUGUUAAAGUAUAGAAUUGUCAAGGUAACGUUUUACUCGAAUCCAGGUUAACGAUCAAAGAUCGUUAGUGCUAUUGUUUACCGUCAAUCUUUAAAAAUCUAUUUACGAUCACUAAUAAUUCGCUUUGAUUCGUCACUCACUUAGUGGAAGAAAUAUGAUUUUUUCAACUUUUGAGUUUUUCAGUCAUAAUAUCAUUAGCAACUACGAAACACCCGCUGCUGGGUAUAACCUUCCCGUAAGAUUAUUUCUUCGUUAUUUUUCAUGUAUGUAUGUGUAUGUAAGCUGCCUUCAUGUCUAAGAAGAUGAACUACUUAGUUAACCGGAGGUUGUGCAGCCAGAAAGUCAUGGGUGGUUAUCAAUAUUUAUUUAGUACGUACCUAUCUAUAACGCACAUGCAGACAAAUAAUAAAUAAAUUCAUGCACAAACACAAUGAAAUAAUACGCAAGUAUAAAGUAAUCAGAUAAGUACUUCGUUAAAAAAAUCACUUCUUCUCUGUUAAUUUUAUUAGUUUUUCUGAGAGCAUUCGUUGUACGAUAAAAUUGAACACACAGUGUUAGUCCUAUCUGCUUAGUGCCAGUUUUUUAACUUCUCGAUCACGUAAAAGUUAACUCAAAUUUAUUGAAGUUGUAACAGCGCCCCUAGCGGCAAACGUAGGCGCGUAAGUUACAAAACUAGUGCUAAGCAAAAUCAAGCGUAUUUAAAAAAAAAAGACUAAUCGACAAAUUAAAUUACAAAAUAAAAAAAGAGAAUUAGGUAUGUCACAAUGAAUUGAGCUACGAAUAGAUCAUACAGCCUUUUGGUUCGGCACAAUAUCUGACCUUGCGCUGAUCACGUCCUUGCAAUUUUGUACUAAAGAAAAAACCUGUUUUAUAACUUAAGGUAAUUUAAAAAAAAAAAUGUUUCUAAUUGGGUCAAUGAGUUUUUUGAUCGCGAUAAUCUAUUCUAUAUUCUUUACAUAAUUUAAUUCUAUCCACUUUAUAUAUAAUUGAAAUUCAUGAAUUAUUCUAUUUGAAAAAUAUUCAAUUUAUAAAAUCUUAUCAAUUAAUAUCAAAAUAUCGUAUACAGUAUUUCUUCAAUAGCCUUUAUUUUCUUAAAUUUUGUUAUCACAUUGUAACAACAAUGUAAUCAACUCUUCUUAUAAAAUGGACAAUACCAUAAUUUAUCUUCAAUGCAUUACUUUGUUGUGUGGCAAAAUUACGAUUUAGAGGAGUAUUUUUGCAAUAAUGUAAUAAAUUAAAUUAUUUAUAUGAAUUUAUAGUCGUAUGCAAGAGUUUGACGAAAAUAAAGCUUAGCUUGUACUUUAUUUAUUCUUGAGAUUUAAUAAUCUUACGUCAUUCGUCCAUGACCACGAAAAUUUAGUUUAAAACAAAAAACGAGGUUAAACCAUAAAAAUACGUUUUAAUUAAAUAUUAUUUCUGUUUUAAUUUUAAGAACGUAUUUAGAAAUAAAUUUAGUUUAGUAUAAAUAUGUAUUAAUAGGGAAUUUUCAUCGGCAUUUCCUUUCCGUCAGACCUGCAAUUUUCACACAUAAUUUAAGAUUUUUAUAUUUAAAUGUAUAAAAUGUAAAGGGAUCGCUCCGGAAAUCGGACCAAAAUGGCAAUAGACUAUUCUAUUGACAUGAAAACGAAAAACAAUACGAUUUUGCUAUGGCUAGUAUAAAUACUUUAUCGAUUUAGUAAUUGGCAAACCCGCAAUGAUCGGUUGUAAAACUUGACAUAUUUAACAUACGCGGAUUUUAUAGGGUUCAAGAACACUAAAAAAUUGGAUCAAGAAUCAUCUGUUUUGUAUUUUGAACUGCCUGACUUCGUUUUCGGAGAAGAUUCCAAUACAUAUAUUGAGUACGUGUAUCAGUACUCUCUCGGUACACAGCGCUGUCGUACGACACUCUCGACUCAGUGCGAGACGUAUAACUGCAGUAUUUACAUUUUAAUAUUUAGAAUUAUAUAAAAGGAAUGAAACCAAAACGGUCAAGUUUUAAUAAAAAUAUCACAAUCAUAUUGUAUAGAAACGUGUGAUAAUUAUAUCAUUUGUAAAUAAAUAACUAUAUUCGAUUUUAAGUAUUUAUAUUAGACAUUUUGAAAAUGAAAACAAUAAAAUUGAUUAAUUUGAAA
This is a messenger RNA of Bombyx mori (domestic silkworm), 8756 nucleotides long. It is a transcript of the gene cdm, whose product is annotated as importin-13. Gene Ontology annotation, molecular function: small GTPase binding. Gene Ontology annotation, cellular component: cytoplasm. Gene Ontology annotation, biological process: protein import into nucleus. Lineage: Eukaryota; Metazoa; Arthropoda; Insecta; Lepidoptera; Bombycidae. The record is from RefSeq and is a predicted model, not a curated record. The transcript has 17 exons. The coding region runs from base 241 to 3042 and encodes 933 amino acids.